GAUAUACCGGUAUAUGUAUUUAUACAGGGCAGAGUUAGGAAUACACCAGUGCCAGCUAUUUCUUCGAAUACCGAACUGGGCAAGGGUGUGGUGGGAACAAAUAAAGUUAUUUCUCUGAAUUUUCAAAAAUGAUAUUUUAUAAAUUAAGUCGAUUUCAUUCAAACUGAAUUUUUUGGCAUCCAGGUUAGCUGUUGUCUCGGCAGGCCAAGUCACAAGUUUUAUAAUUUGAUAUUAUGGUGGAAAGAAAUCCUUCUCCUCCCCAUGAAUUUGAAGAGGAACAAGACAUUUUUCGUCAAGACAUGGUUGCAGACACGGCUAUCAGUAAAAAGUGGGUUUAUCAGACAAUAGUCAAUAUGUGCAAAGAAGUCGAAAAGCAGAGUGGUGAUAAUGAUACAAUGGAUAUACCUGAAGACUUACAGGAUGAGUCAUGCCGACUCUGGGAUUUAUGUGUUGAAAAGCAGCUUGCACUCUUCCUUGUUGAAAUUGAUGCAACCAAACUUCUUCGUGAUGUUAUCAUCGACAGUAAAUCUCCAAGGUUGACUGAGAUAACUGUUGGUGUCUUGGGUAACAUGGCUUGCACUCGAGAAGCAUGCUCCCAUAUUUCGAAUGAUGAUGAACUCAAGGUGGCUGUAUUGUCACUGUUCUCGUGUCGUGAUUCUCCUACCCUUGUUGAGAUGGGACGUCUCAUAAACACAUGUCUUGCAGAUGAAGAAUCCAGGCCUGUAUGGCUUGACUUGAUGGAAUCAUCAUUAUUACAAUAUAUGGAUGAUUUAAGUUUCAUACUUAAUAGUUCUAGUAAUUGCGACCUUCUGAAAAAUAUUCUUCAAGUAUUAGAUAUAUGUUUAGACUCCAAGCCUAGUUUAAUAUCAAAGUUUUCAAAACUUAAUUUUGUCAAUGCUCUCGCUGAGGCAGGACUGCAGUUAUCUAAGGAUGAUAGCUCAAUACGGGGUCUUGAGAACUGUUUACACACUCUAUAUAUUUUGACUACUGAAGAAAGUAAAAGUAAAGAACUAUUUAUAGACCAAUCUAAUGUUUUCCACAUGGCUUCGAACUGUUGUCAAAAAUGGAGUACGAUGGUGGAUUUUAAAGUUGGGACGAAUCCAACUGAUGUCACUGUAGCAAGCUGCCUCGCAAUCAUUAAUUUUAUAUUGGACAUAUCAUCAAUCGACAAAGACUCUACCUUUUUUAAUGAAGUGUCUGAUGAUGAAAAAGUAUAUAUAGCUGAUGUUUGUCAUAAGGCCAAAGUGCAAUGCACGGUGUCCACAAUUGAUAAUAAGGAUGAUGAAUACUCAAGUACUGAGGAGAAUAAAAAAGCAAAUUUGAGCAAAAAGGCAUCUGGUGGAGAUGAAAUCAGCACAGAUUCUGGAAAUAAAGAUGAAAAAGAUACAUCAUAUCAAAACAUUCUUCUAUUAGAAGUUGUAACUGAUUUACUUAAUUCAUUAGAUAGAUGGAAAUAGUAGUACAAAUUGUUUGUAAAUAAUACUUUAUCAUUUUGUAUAAUUCUUGUUUAG
Molecule: messenger RNA, 1511 nt
Organism: Styela clava
Lineage: Eukaryota; Metazoa; Chordata; Ascidiacea; Stolidobranchia; Styelidae
Product: protein saal1-like
Source: RefSeq, a predicted model, not a curated record